Molecule: messenger RNA, 2290 nt
Organism: Cimex lectularius (bed bug)
Lineage: Eukaryota; Metazoa; Arthropoda; Insecta; Hemiptera; Cimicidae
Gene: CngB
Product: cyclic nucleotide-gated cation channel beta-1
Exons: 16
Coding region: 5-2110 (701 amino acids)
Biological process (GO): monoatomic cation transmembrane transport
Cellular component (GO): intracellular cyclic nucleotide activated cation channel complex; plasma membrane
Molecular function (GO): intracellularly cGMP-activated cation channel activity; protein-containing complex binding; cGMP binding
Source: RefSeq, a predicted model, not a curated record
GGUCAUGAUGGAGGCAGAGAUGAUGCAGUCGCCUCCGAAAGAAAAUGGCCAACGACAUGACCUGGAAAGCGGACUGGAAGAGAUGACAACGGCCGUAGAAGAAACAUUUGUGGAAAAUGGAAGCACCAAGGAUGCCCAGAGUUCGAACAAUAGCGCCCUAUCUCCCAACGCGUCCAUAGAAGACGAACAUUUGCAAAGGAUUUACAGCGAACGUGAAGAACUAAUAGGACGAAGAUUCAGGCAUUUGGCUAGAUCAUUCAGGGAAAGAACUCAGAGAGUGAGAAACCGAUUUGAACUACCGCCAACGCCUUCGACGGUCAGUUCUGAGCCAGAAGACACGAGCUGCAAGGCAGUCAGCUCAGCGGCGAGCGGUACGGCGAGCGGGUCGCAAAUUAUGCAUAGCUUGUCGAAGGAGUGGUCUUCGGAUGAUAACGUCGAAUCCUCAGGUGCUGUGGUGGAACCUCAAGGCUGCCUCUAUGUCACAUGGCUGACAAUGGUGACGCUCUCUUUCCUCUACAACUGUUUCGUCAUCCCACUGAGGACGACCUUUCCCUACCAGACUCCGGACAACACAGUGACAUGGUUGGCCCUCGACUACUCCAUGGACGCCUUUUAUCUCCUCGAUAUGGCUUUGGUCAAACCGAGGAUAAUGUACCUGGAAGACGGCUUCUGGGUUAGAGACGUCAAACUGACGAGAAGCAAUUACAUGCGAAAAACCGAAUUCAUCAUGGACAUAAUGUCUUUAGUACCGUUAGACCUUCUCUACUUCUACUACGGACCAAUAUACCCUUGGCUACGUAUACCUAGACUACUUAAGAUACACACUUUUUGGGAGUUUUUUAACCAUUUUGAUAAAGUCUCUCCGUCUCCUUACAUCGUUAGAACUGCAAGGACUUUGACGUACAUGAUAUACCUGGUCCAUCUGAACGCUUGCGCUUAUUACGCUGUCUCGGUGAAUGAAGGUAUCGCCUCGAAUCAUUGGGUCUUCAAUGGUGUAGGAAACGCGUACAUCCGGUGUUUUUAUUUUGCUGUCAAAACUGCUACGUCUAUUGGAAAAAAUCCUAGGCCUGAAAACGAGGCAGAGUAUCUUUUUAUGACUGCAUCGUGGCUAAUGGGAGUCUUCGUUUUUGCCAUUCUGAUAGGCCAGAUAAGAGAUAUAAUAGCAACGGCAACUAGGUCUCAGACGGAAUACAGAAAGCUUAUGGAUGAGACACUCCACCAUUUGAGAAAAUUAAACUUGCCGCCUAGACUACUUGAGAGGGUCAAAACCUGGUUUUCCUACACAUGGCAGCAACAGCACACUUUAGAUGAAUCGAGAGUCUUGGACACUCUACCGCAUAAAAUGAAGACUGACGUAGCCAUAAACGUCCAUAUACAAACUCUCAAUAAAGUUCAGCUUUUUAAAGACUGCGACGAAGCUUUGUUGAGAGAACUUGUUUUAAAGUUAAGACCAGUUUUAUACUUGCCGGGUGAUUAUAUUUGUCGUAAGGGAGAAGUAGGAAAGGAGAUGUAUAUAGUGAAGUCGGGACAGGUGCAAGUCGUGACUGGGAUCGAUGGCUGCGAAAUAUUGGCAACAUUGACUGAAGGGUCGGUUUUUGGAGAAAUAUCCCUUUUGGCGAUUUCUGGAGGGAACAGAAGAACUGCUGAUGUCAGGUCUAACGGUUAUUCAAAUCUGUUCGUUUUGAGCAAGGAUGAUUUAAACGAGGCCUUACAGUUUCAUCCGACAGCGCAGGAGAUUUUAAAGAAAAAGGCUAAAAAUUUGGUGAAGCAAAAUUUGGCUAGAGAAAGGAGGACGAGGGCGGAAGUGUUGAUCAAAAACCCAGACCCUGCUCGUAGACAGCCAAAACUUCUACCUAUUGUCAUGAAGGUUUUACCACCGGAUUCAGGACCUGCCCGCCUGUUGAAAUACGGAUCGCGUUGCGGUUCGAGGGGAAGAAAUAGGAGGUUGAAUACAACUAACAAUGACUUUCACUACAGAGAGAAAAUGCCAACAAGGUGCCAAUCUUUAGACCUCGGUAUGCUGGGAUUUCUAGACCGAGAGGACCGGCUGGAGAAAGACGAAUCGACAUUCCAAUGCAACGUGACUGUGCAUAGAGAAAUGAGCAAAUAGGCAGGCCAUUAGGCUCUAAUGGCCAAAUCAAAAUCUUUUUUGGGAUAGACCAAUUAGCAAAAAUUCUCUAUCGAGUCUCUUCACAUAUUUAAGUUGCCAUAUAGAUACAUGAUUAAUUUAUUUUUUUACUUAUUCAAAACAGGAAAUAAUUAUGACUUUUACAAAAUAAAACUAGUUUAU